Maylandia zebra (zebra mbuna) is the source of this 3745-nucleotide messenger RNA. NCBI's taxonomy places the organism in Eukaryota, Metazoa, Chordata, Actinopteri, Cichliformes, Cichlidae. The record is from RefSeq and is a predicted model, not a curated record.
AAACUCUGCAACAAUGACUGAGAAGAAAAGGAAGCGAUCUGUGUCUGUUGAGUCGUCCAGUGAGACUCCAACCAGUUCACAGAUGAGUACCACUCCCAGCAUGAGUAAGAGCGACAGAUCCAAGUUUGAGCCCCUCGGCUUUGAAAGUUCACAGUUCACGGGAUCUGCAGCUCCAAGCGAUAUUUCUUUAAAGAGCGACAGAUCCAAGUUUGAGCCACUUGGUUUUAAGACACAAAGUUCACAGUCGACGGCUUCGUCUGAGUCCAUGUCAUUGAAGAGCGACAGAUCCAAGUUUGAGCCACUCGGUUUUAAGACACAAAGACCAGUAACUGAGAAGCCAUCCACCUGUCCAGUUUGCAAAGAUGUUAUGAAAAAUCCAGUUCAGCUCAGCUGUGAACACUGGUGCUGCAAACUGUGUCUCAGCUCAGACCUGGAUGAGUCUGUGUCACCAGCAGACUGUCCUUGUCCUCAGUGUGGGAAGAAAUCCAAGAAAACAUUAAAACAAGAGAAAGACACAGAGACACAUAUUGGUAAAAUUGAUCUUUUGGAGGCAAAGAAGAAAUUAAAAGAAGCAAUGAAAGAGAAAUAUUCCUCAGUCUAUGAAGGUAAUGGUGACAAGCCGAAUUCACUGAACAACAUCUACACAGAGCUUCACAUAACCACUGGAGAGAGUGAAAGGUCACGUGAAGAGCAUGAAGUCAGGCUGCGCAAACGUAAACUGAUAAGACAGAGUUCAAAACAAAAAGUAAUCAACCUAAAUGAUGUGUUGAAACCGUUGCCUGAUCAAGACAAACCUCACAGAACAGUUGUGACGAAGGGCGUUGCAGGAAUUGGAAAAUCAUUUUUUGUGCAGAAAUUCAUUCUUGACUGGGCCGAAGAGAAGGCAAACCAGGAUGCAGACUUUGUUUUCAGUCUUGCUUUCAGAGAGCUGAAUUUGACUACAGGUGAGAAAAGCCUACAUGAGCUCCUGACUUUAUUUCACCCCACACUGUCUGAUCUCAAAGAUUCAGUGGACUAUGCCAAAACCAAGAUUGUUCUGAUCCUGGACGGUCUGGAUGAAAGCAGGUUUCAGCUGGACUUUGAAGGCAUUAAGACAAUAACAUCUGUCAAGGAAGCAGCAUCUGUGAGUGAUCUCCUAGCAAACCUCAUCCAGGGUAAACUUCUUCCUGAUGCAAACCUCUGGAUUACUUCCCGUCCAGCAGCAGCCAAUCAGAUCCCUGCUGAGCAUGUUGACAUGGUGACAGAGAUAAGAGGGUUCAUUGACUCACAAAAAGCUGAAUACUUCAGGAGGAGAUUUAGUCAUGAUCCUGGUCUUGCUGACAGGAUCAUUAAACAUAUUCAGUCUUCACAGAGUCUCAACAGCAUGUGUCAGAUCCCGAUCUUCUGCUGGAUUUCUGCAGUGUUAUUCCAGGAAGUCUUUGGAGGAGAUGAGAAAACUGAAAUUCCUCAAACUCUUACAGAGAUGAUGUCACACUUCCUGUUUGCACAAACAAAGCGUAGAAGCAGAAAAUAUGACAAGAAGGUUGAGACAAACAAAGAAAAGCUUCUGAAAACACAGAGGAAAUUUCUUCUGAAACUCGGCAAGCUUGCAUUUGAGCAGCUGCUGAAGAACAACCUCAUCUUCUAUGAGGAAGACCUGGAAGACUUUGGCAUUGACAUUAAAGAAGCCUCCAUGUACUCUGGAUUUUGCACCACAGUACUUCGUGAAGAAGAAAUCAUUUCCCAGAAAAAGGUCUUCUUCUUUGUACAUCUGACUCUGCAGGAGUUCUUUGCAGCUCUCCACGUCUAUGACUGUUUCAUAAAUAAUGAUACCAGAGAGCUCAGCAGCUUCCUCGAUCUAAAGAGCCAAGAACAUACGUUACUUGAUCUUUUAAAGAUGAUGGUUGACAAAGUGCUGGAGAAGAAAAAUGGUCACCUGGACUUUUUCCUGAGAUUCCUUCUUGGCCUCCUGGUUGAACCAAAUCGCAGAGUCCUUCAUGGUCUGCUGCCUUCACCAGAUCAAAGUCAAGAUACUGAAAAGAAACUCGUGACUUACCUCAAGUCUAUGCGAAGGAAGAACCUCUCUCCAGACAGCUGCAUCAACCUUUUCCAGACUAUGGUCGAGAUGAGAGAUCACAAAGUCAAAGAUGAGAUUCAGGAAUAUCUCGCACUGUCAGAUCGUUCAAAAACAGAGUUGACUCCCCUGCACUGCUCUGCACUGGCCUACAUGCUGCAGGUAUCGAAGAAUGAUCUGGAAGUCUUGGACUUGAAGAGUUACAACACAUCAGAGGAGGGCAGACGGAGGCUGAUACCAGCAGUGAGGAGCAGCGGAAAAGCCUUACUAGCAGACUGUAAAGUGACUGAAGAGUGGGUUGAGCAUCUGGCCUUUGGUCUCACCUUCCCCUUCUCACCUCUACGACAUCUGGACCUGAGCAACAAUGACCUGAAAGAUUCAGGAGUAGAGCUGCUGUGUAAAGGACUGUCGAAUCAGUGCUGCAGACUGGAAACUUUAAGGUUAUCCGGUUGUCUGGUGACAGAAAAAGGCUGCGAGUCUCUGGUCUCGGCUCUAAAGUCAAACCAUUCACACCUGAAAGAGUUGGACCUGAGCUACAACGAUCCAGGAGAAACUGGAUCAAAGAAGCUCUCUGAGCUGAAGGAUGAUAAACGAUACCAGCUCAGCCAGCUCAAUUUAGAACAUGGUGGAAGUCACCGGAACAAACCAGGGUUCAAGAAAUAUGCCUGUGCGCCCACUUUGGACUCCAACACAGCUCACAAGAACCUGCUGCUCUCUGAAGGGAACAGAAAGGUGACCUGGGUGGAGGAGGAGCAGCCAUAUCCUGAUCAUACAGAGAGGUUUGAUGGCUGUCAGCAGGUUCUGUGUAAACAGGGACUAAAAGGACGCUGUUACUUUGAGUUGGAGGUGUCAGAGCCCUUCUGUGUUGGGUUAACAUACAGAAACAUUGGCAGGAAAGGGGAUGUUGAUGAUUGCAAGCUGGGACACAAUGACAAGUCGUGGUGUCUGAUUUCUGCUGAUGAGGGUUUUUUUGUUCAGCACAACAAAGAGAAGGUCCAUGUAACUCCUCAGGCCUUGCGCUCCAGUCGUGUCGGGGUGUAUCUGGAUUCGGAGGCCAAAAGUUUGUCCUUUUACAGAGUUUCCUCUGACAGUAUCAUCCGCCUUCACACCUUCAAAACAACCUUCACUGAUGUUCUCUACCCUGCUGUUGCUCUCCACCCUCAUUCAUCUGUAUUGUUUUGUCAGCUAACAUAGAAACAUCUCUCACUGCAGGCAGGUUAACAGCCAAACGAGUAGAUUUUCACAGAAAUAGGAGCAAUUACUAUCUAUGACUAAACCUUAGUGAGUCCGGUCUAAACAUUGCUCCCAGUAAUCAUUUCUUUUCAACAGGAGAAAAGUAGAUAGAGAAAGACCUGAAAUCUAGAGGCAAAUAAAGAGGACCACACCAGCUUAAUGUAGGCCUGCUGAACCAGAACAUGGAGCCUAAAGCCGAAUUUAAACCACCAAAACGAUUUUGUAUUUAAAUAACCACUUUCAGAAACAGAAGCCCAAAACUUUCUUUUUAAAACUAAAGUCCAUUUUCUCCUAACCCUAACCCACAUAAUUAAGCUGCUUGGCAGCUUAAUUAUUUGAUACUUAAUUUCUAGGUGAAACCUACACAUUAGCAGGAUCACUGUUUGCUAGAGCUGGGCGAUAUGAGAUUUUUUCAUAUCACGAUAUGUUUUUUUCAUUUCAGGCGAUAACGAUAUCUAU